AUGGCGAAAGCCCUGCAUCGCGUGCUCGCCACGUUCGGGACCGCCGCGGACGGCAGACUGGGCCUCGGCUUCCCCCUCAAAAGCCAGUUCUAUCCACGUAUCGUCGCCAGCCUGGCGGGCUACUCCAUCAAGCAGGUCGCCUGCGGCGGAGCGCACACGGCUGUCGUGACGGACGACGGCGCCUUGUUCACUUUCGGACUGAACUCCUGGGGGCAGCUCGGCCACAGCAGACAAGACAAAUUUGUGGCGAGUCCCCUGGAGGUCGGACUGCCCGACCCGGUUGUGGCUGUGGCGGCGGGGGGGUAUCAUACCCUGGCAUUGACAAGCGCGGGGGAGGUGUGGUGCUGGGGCAUGGCGGGGGAAGGGCAGCUGGGCAUCGGGGAGCCCUCGGAAGGAGCAACGGGCGGCAGGCAGGUAGAGCCGAGAUUGGUGGGGUCGUUAUCCGGUGCGGGUGUGGUGUCCCUUGCUGCGGGUGACCACCACUCAUUGGCUCUGACGCGGUCGGGGGAGCUGUUCAGCUGGGGCAGGGGAGACCAGGGGGCGCUGGGGCAUGGAACAGUCGCCAUCACCGCCGGGCCGUACAGCUCCGGAGCGGUUGACUCCCGGGGGAAUGCGUACGUCUGGGGGUACGGCACUGGGUACCAGCUGGGUACGGGUCGUGCAACCAACGAGAUGCAGCCGGUCUUGGCCCUAGCAGCCCAGGCAUCAGCGGCUCAGAACCCCCCCGGCCUUGGGGCCCAGCCGGCACUCGGUGGUGCGCAGCCGCAGGCUUCGAUCGUCGUGCAAGUUCACGGCUACCCACAGAACGGCCUGCCGCAGCAGCAGCAGCAGCAUCACCAGCAGCAGCAUCACCAGCAGCAGCAGCAACACCAACCGGGGCAACAGCAGCACGUGUUGCAGCUACACUCGGCCCUGGGCAACUCCACCGCCACCACCAGUACUGCCAGUACCACCCCGCACCACCACCAAGUAUUCAAGGUGCUCCCCAGCGGCACCACUCGCGUGGUGAAGGCGGGACAGCCCUUCCCAAACACCACCCUCGUUCAGACAGCGGUGGCAGUACCCGCUGGCAACAACCCGCAGCUGCACUCGCACCCACAGGCCCAGAUACAGCCGCAGCUCGGGGUCAUAACUAUUCGGCCUCAGAACAUCGCAGGGCCUCCUUCGCAGCAGAUUCAGCAGCAACCGCAGCCGCAAGCCCAGCAGCAGCAGCUGGUUAUGCAGCAGCCUCCGCAGCAGCAGCAGCAACAAUUGCAGCAGGCAAUGCAGGUCCAGUUGCCCCAGUCCGGAAUGGAGGCCCUCAUGACGCGAUUCCCAGUCUCAGCGCAGUCAGAGCACCAGCAACAGCAGCAACAGCAGCAACAGGUGGCACAUCACCACGGGCAGCCGGCCAAGGUGACGCUGCUACAACAAGGCCCCCCUGCGGUACUGACCCAGCAAUCGUCGGCGCCGCAAGUCCUUGUGGCGCAGUCGGGGCAGCAAAUAGUCAUCCAACAACAGCACAUGAUCCAACAGCAUCAUCAUAAUCAUCAUUAUCAACAGCAACAACAACAGGGUAAGCUGCAACAACGCCAGUCAUCAGCGCCAGCGGCCCUGCAGGCCGUCACUAUACGGCCUGUUGGCGGCCCCGCGGGAGGAGGAGGAGGUGCCGUCGGCGGCUCUUCCUCCAUCGUUUGCUCCUCUGUCAACAACGGCCCCGUGACGCUUCAGCCUGUGUACGCGCCGACGCCGACGCCGCCAACGGCGGCGGCGGUUACAGCCGUCGUGCGCCCGGCUGUGCGCAUUCCUAAGCUCGGCACGGUCGCCACCUAUAACCCGGUGACAGGGGUGCGCACGGUCGCCACGGCGAGCGGCCCCAGCGCGGGCGCCCCCCUGUCCUUGCUUCCCACCAGUUUGCCUGCUGCGCUGGUCAACCAGGUCAGUGCGUUGCAGCAGCACCAGCACCAUAAUCACCAUCACCACCACUACCACCAGCAGCAGCACCCGCACCCGCACCCUGGCGGCGCCGCCAGCCCGACGGGACCCCUCAGGGCGGUGCUGAAUGUGCAGCAGGACCCGCAACCGCCCCACGGCGGCGGCGGCGGCCAGCAGGCGCAGCUCCUGCGGCAUGUGGGUUCCGUGAAUUCGGUGGCCUUGGCCCUUUCCAAUGCGCCGUUGGCGACGCAGCAGCAGCAGCAGCAGCAGCGCCAGACAACGGUGCCCGUGUCGGGCGGUGGCCCUGGACUUCAGGCGCCUGCGACCCACCUGGGUGCCGCUGUGCCGAGUGGCGGCAACGCCCUGCAACUCCAGCAUCAGGCUCUGCCGCCACAGCAGCAGCAGCAGCAGCAGCAAUGCCACGUUGUCGCCGCCGCCGCCGCCGCCGUUGCUGCUGGCGGUCACCGGUUACAGAGGCCGCUGCCUGCUGAGGGCCCCCCGCCCCCGGCCCCCCAGCAGGUGGUGAACAUCACCCUGUCUGACGGUACCACGGCAACCACGGUCAUGGAUCAAGCGACCCUGGCGAGAAUGCUCUCCGUGUCGUCGCGCGGGCAGGCCGCUAGGCUGCAACAACAACAACAACAGCUGCAGCAGCAGCAACAGCAGCAGCAAGCAGGACAGAGCGGUGCUCCCGUCGGUGCUCUCGGCGGGGGUCCGAUUCACCUCCAACAGCUGCAACCUCUGCCUCUGCAGCCGCAACCACAACAGUCACAGCAGCUGCAGCUGCAGUCGACGAAGAUGCAUGCCUCGGCCGCACCGCAGUUGGCAGGUUCAUCGGGCCUACUAACAGUCCUCGGCCCCCCGGGUAAAGGCCCGCGCUCCGGCGCCGGCGUCAUCGGCGGUGGUGGUGGUGGUGGUGGUGAUGGUAGCGGCGGAUUCGAGCACCUUGCCGGCUUGCAGGCAGUUCAGCUAACCGCCUCUGCGCCGGCUGCCGUAAGCGGGGUGGGUCCCCCACGGAUCCUAAUCAGGACAUCGAGCCAGACGGGCUCUAACCACACAUUUCAAGCGCGGGCGCUCACGGCGAAUAACAACAACAACAACAACAACAACAACAACAGCAGCCUUGCCAACAUGCAAAAGCAGCAGCAGCAGAACGUGUUUCUAGCGCCGGGAUACCAUGCACAGCAACCGCAGCAGCAAUAUACCUUGAGUAAUCACAAACAGGUGCAGCAGCAGCAGCAGCAACAGACUAUUCAAAUGCUGCAGCUGCAACAGCACACGUCCUCGAGGGGCCGUGUUUCCGGACAGGGAGGAGGGGUUGCUGCGGAGCCGACAGCGGCACUGUCGUUGGACCCGUCACCAUCGGCCCUGGCGCAGCUGCAAGCAUGGGGCGUGCAGCCGCAGUCGCUCCAGCAGCAGCACCUGCGCCCCGGGGCAGUGGAGGGCCCCGGCGCGGUGGACCUGGGGGGGGGGUUCGGCCCCAUGUUGGCCGAGCAGCACCCACAACAGCGCAUGCCGGGCGUCAUGUCAAUAACACGAGAACGCUUCCCCAUGCAGCAGCCGGGGGACGUUGGUGCGCACCGUGUCGGUGGCGGCGGCGGCGGCGGCGAGGGCAACACUGGGGUUGGUUUCGGCGGAGGACUCAGCUCUGGCCGGCUAUUGGAGACUGACGGGAGCCUGUUGCUGGCGGCGGCGGAGGAGGAUGCUGCUGCCGUGGCGGCGGCGGCGGCGGCGGGCAUGUCGUCAUGCGGGGGCGACCCCGCGGCUGCGUCUGCGUUUGGCGGCGUCGGGAGUAGCGGUGGCGGUGGCGGCGGUUCCCGGGGUGGCCUGAAGGCCAUCCUGGUGUCCAUCGGUCAGGAGCUGGCCCGUCACGGGAUCACCGUGGAGACGGCGGUGACGUCGGGCUGGCUGGGGGCGCUGACGGCCAUGAACGUGGCGGUGCUGGCGGACGCCUUCGCAGAGGAGGAGCGAAACCUGAUGAUGAUCCACCACCAGCAGCAGCAGCAGCAAGGUAUGGUUAGCAAGAACGGGCAGCAACUAGUCGCCGUGCCCCUCACCGGGAUGCAGCUCGGGCAGCUCCAGCAGCUCCAGCAGCAGCAGCAGCAGCCGUCGGAUACGGCAGCGGCGGUAUGGAGUCCCACCGGCUCCGCGGCGGAUUGCGCGCCACCCGCGAUGGUGGCGGCGACGGCGGCGGCGGCGGCGGCAGCUUGUGAUUCUGGUGGGCCCGAUGUCCGGAUUGUGGAACUCUGCAACGGCCGCGACUCUAUCUCGGUCUCCUCCUUCAACAUCAACACGGCAUCGGCCUCGCGGACCGGUGUUCUAUCGAUGGCGCCGUCGGAGGAUGGGGCGAGUACGACCAGCGGCGGCGGCGGCAGCGGUAGUGGCGGCGGCGGUCGGACCGAUGCGUGGCUGGCGGACGUGUUCGGAGAGCAGCAGUGGCCCCCAUUCGGCGGCCAUAUGAAGGUGAUGGCGGACGAGAUCGGACUGAGCGCGCAGCCGCACCUCUACAACUUCCGUCAUUCCAUGCCACAAGCCCUGUCGUCGUACAGCGCUUCUUCUACCGAGAUGUUGAGCAAGCGUGGCGGCAGCGGCAGCGGCGCGGCGGCGGCGGCGGCGAUAUCCGAAUGUAACGAGGCCUGCUUGCGGAUGUUGCCUUCCCGACAACGUCAGCCGCAGCAGCUCCUGCUACACCCUGGGAGCGUCAUCGGAGCUGCAGCAACCGCUACAACCGCUACAACCACCGCUGAGGGCGGCGGCGACGGUGGCAAUUUGCAGAGCGGCCUGUUGCAAGUGUCAAGUCCGCCACCGGCCGACGGCGGCGGCGACGGAAAUGGCGAUGGCAGGGACUGUCCCUCUUCCGCUCCCGCCUCCUCCUCCGCCGCCUCCGCCUCCUCAUCGUCGAUGUCGGCGUUAUCUGCCGCCGCCGCCUCCGCCGCCGCCUCCUCAUCGUCGUCGUCGGCGUUAUCCGCCGCCGCCGCCUCCUCCGGUCAUGAGGCCUUGGUGUUGAAGGACAGGAAGGAGAUUGAGAACCGGUUUGCCAAGCUAGACCUGGGAUGUGGCUUCUUCUGA
This is a messenger RNA of Volvox carteri f. nagariensis, 4983 nucleotides long. RefSeq lists its product as uncharacterized. NCBI's taxonomy places the organism in Eukaryota, Viridiplantae, Chlorophyta, Chlorophyceae, Chlamydomonadales, Volvocaceae. The transcript is spliced from 9 exons. The coding region runs from base 1 to 4983 and encodes 1660 amino acids. The record is from RefSeq and is a predicted model, not a curated record.